Messenger RNA from Salvelinus sp. IW2-2015, 6680 nucleotides. The record is from RefSeq and is a predicted model, not a curated record. NCBI's taxonomy places the organism in Eukaryota, Metazoa, Chordata, Actinopteri, Salmoniformes, Salmonidae.
UUUGCAAGUGGCUCGUUCUGCUUGUUGGUUACAUUGUAUCGCUCCCCUCAGCAUUGAACGAUCCAAACAGCCAUCAAGAAAUGAGAGAUUUCAACGAAAUCAAGUCCAGGAAUUAAACUGGUGAGGAAACUGCCAGAAUAUCGGAUUUUACAAUUUGGACUACAGAAAGGAUAUGCUUUAUUUCCAACCAGGGCUUUAAACUGAAUUUGAAAUCCCCAUCGUAACCGGUAUUUUUGAAUUUUCAACGGGAUCUCAACGUGUGAUGGCAGCAGCCCCGUGAAUUAGCCGUUCCAUUCCCCUGGCGUUGGAUUUCUUGGGAGCACGUUGAUUGAUUUGUCUGUGUAUAUUUGCACAUUGGGGGGGGGGUCGGUGGUCAUCAAAGUGGUUUUACCUUUACUAUCAGGAUCUAUGGAGUGUACGUAAACAUUCGCUGGAUUGGGUUUGUCAAGAGGAGCAAACAAUGUGGGUUACUGGGAAGGGGAUACGGAGAAGACCCUAAAGCUGCUGUAAGCCUUCUCCCACUGCCUCCAGUGGUCUGAGAAGGUCAGACUUAACUGUGGCGCGCCUGGGCCGCUGGCACUAAGAUGUCCCUAAGCAGUGGCACUGCAGGCGGGAAAGGUGUGGACUCUAAUGCAGUGGACACUUAUGACAGCGGCGACGAAUGGGAUAUAGGUGUUGGCAAUCUGAUCAUUGACCUUGACGCAGACCUAGAAAAGGACAAACUUGAGAUGUCUGGUACUAAAGACGGUGGGGGCAUGGCUGCCCCUCCCAGCGCUGUAGCAGCUCUACCGGACAACAUUACAUUUGUUAGCCCCGUACCCGCUGCUCAAGGCAAAGAGAGUAAACCCAAAUCAAAGCGUAGUAAGAGCUCAAAGGACAGUGGCAAGGCCUUGGCCUCAGACGGGGCCAAGAAAGAGGCCCAGGUGCGAACCCAGGGUGAGGUCACAGGAUCCGCCAUUGGUACAGGUCCCACGGCAAACACCAACUCUGGAAAGGGUGCCGAGAAGAGCAGCAAAGCCUCCCGGAAUGUUCCUGGUGGAAAGAAAGACAAAGAGGGGGGUUCUGGGAAAACUAAGAAGGAGAGAAGUGAAUUUGUGGCUGCUACUGAGAAGGAUGUAGGUGCCCUAGUUUUGCCUUUGGCAUGUCGUGGCGUUCCAUUUGAGGGUACGCAAAAUACAGACUUGGCUGUGACUGAGCAACUUGGGAAUAUCGCCCUGGAUUCCACACGGAUUGUUGUACCACCGUUAGCCAUUAGAAGUGAGCCAGAGGAGAUGGACAACGGCGAAUGCAGAAACCUGAAGAAAAUGACAAGUGAAAAGAUGGAGUCUCCGGUCUCCACGCCCGCCACUCCACCCCUCCAUGCCAUGGCGCCGGUGGGCAACAGCAAUGACAGCAUCGCCUCACCCUGUGAGCAGAUCAUGGUGCGCACGCGCUCAGUGGCGUCCAACACCACAGACAUGGCCUUGGCCACGGAGCCCGAGUGCCUGGGGCCCUGCGAGCCCGGGACCAGCGUCAACCUGGAGGGCAUCGUCUGGCAGGAGACCGAGGACGGCAUGCUGGUAGUUAACGUGACCUGGAGAAACAAGACCUAUGUGGGCACCCUCCUGGACUGCACCAGACACAACUGGGCCCCGCCAAGGUUCUGUGAGUCCCCCACCAGUGACUUGGAGAUGAGGAACGGCCGGGGCCGGGGCAAGAGGAUGAGGCCUAACGGAAACACGCCCGUCAACGAGAACAGCAACUCGUCGGACAACAAGGGCAGCGGCACCAGCAAGACACGCGCCGCCAACAGCAGCAGCAGCAGCAAGGGCCGGCGGGGCACGCCGCCCAACAGCAACACAGAAGACGUCAAAGUCAGCCCUUCGUCGGCUAACAAGCGCAAGAACAAGCCCGCCUCAGACAUGGAGCCCAACUCCAGCUCAGAGGACACCAAGGGCAGCAAACGCACGCGCACCAACUCCAACAGCGGCCCUGGAGGAGUGCCCCAGCCGCCUCACGCCGUCCUCCCUGGCAAGCCCAGCAUAAAGAUGGAGACACUGCCCCCGCAGCAACUCGACCGCAACUGCCCUUCGCCAGUGCUCAUUGACUGCCCGCACCCCAACUGCAACAAGAAGUACAAGCACAUUAAUGGCCUCAAGUACCACCAGGCCCGUGCCCACAAUGAUGAUGACAUCAAGCUGGACAUGGAUGGGGACAGUGAGUACGGGGAGGACUCUACGCUCCACCCCGAUCCGAGCAGCUGCAAUGGGGCCUCCAUCUCUCAAAAGGGCUGCUUGUCACCGGCCCGCUCAGUCACGCCCAAGGGUAGGGGCUUUGAGGCCCAGACUCCGUCGCCCUCCUCGGGUAAGUUUGGCUCCAAGCAGGGUAAAAAGAAGCCCAGCGAGGUCGAUCUAGAGGCAGGGGGCAUGCCCAUGGAUGGCUGUGAGGACGGGCCCUGCCUAACGGACGAGGCCAGCAACGACGGCAUGGACGACAAGAAGGACAAGGCCAAGAAGACGGGUAGCGGCUCCAAGGCAGACAAGCUGGCCCAGAAGGGCAUGAAGUCAACGCGGCCCAUCGCCCCGACCAUACCACCUCAGCAGCUCUACUCCCUACAGACGGCAGGCGGCUUCCCUGCAGCCAGCCCUGGCUCCACCUCUGCCAUUGGUUCAGCAGUUCAGUCUAUCCCCAAGAGCCCUCAGCUGAAAGCGAUCCAGUCCAAGCCCUCGGCCCUGGGAGACCCCUCGCCUGUGAACCCAGCGCUGAGCGGCUCCAAGGACAAGAAGAAGAAAGACAAGAAGAAGAAGGAGGCAGGAAAGGAGGGAGAUAGCCCCAAAGGGAAAGGGGGAAAGCCAGAGGAAGGCAAGAGCCCGUACUCUGAAUCUUCGGACCCGGGGAGCAAAGGCGACGGGCUGCUGAACGGCUCAUCAGACCCCCACCAGAGCCGGUUGGCCAGCAUCAAGGCCGAGGCGGACAAGAUAUACAGCUUCACCGACAACGCUCCCAGUCCCUCCAUCGGUGUGGCCAGCAGGAUAGAGGCUGGAGGCAUGGCCCAGCCCCUCACCCCACUCCAUGUGGUCACACAAAACGGAGCUGACAACUCCUCGGUGAAGACCAACAGCCCGGCCUACUCUGACAUCUCGGACGCGGGCGAGGACGGCGAGGGCCGGGUGGAGGGCGUCAAGGGAGUCAAGUCCGAGGAGCAGGCCGCCCGAGAGGGGGCCAAGAAGGCCCUGUUCCCCACCCAAACAGCCAGCAAGGAGUCCCCCUACUAUCCCGGCUACGAGAAUUACUACUCCCCAAACUACGCCAACCCUAACCCUAGCCCGGGGGUGUCGGCCACGGGGGCCACGCAACAGGAGGGGGCCCAGGUCAAGGUGAAAAAAGAGGAGCAGGAGGAGCGUAAGGUCAAGCAGGAGCAGCAGGAGGAGCGUAAGGUCAAGCAGGAGCAGCAGGAGGAGCGUAAGACCGAGAUGGGUGCAUCUGGACCAGGGCAACAGCAGCAGCAGCAACAGGCCUCGGUCAUCCAGCAGCGCUCCAACAUGUAUAUGCAGCCUCUCUACUACAACCAGUAUGCCUACGUUCCCCCGUACGCCUACCACCCGGACCAGGCCUACCACAACCACCUGCUGAACACCAACCCGGCCUACCGGCAGCAGUACGAUGAGCGGCAGAGGCAGGUCGUAGCCGAGCAGCACCGCGCCGCCGAGAAGAAAUCAGACGCUGCUGGAAAGGAGCGCGAGCGAGAGGGCUCCUCAGGGAAGGAGCGGGGUGAGGAAUGGAAGCAGAAGGCUUUGGUGCCCCCCACCCUCUCCAAGGCUCCCAGUGUCACAGACCUGGGCAAAGGCGGGCUGCCCCAGGGCAAGCCGCCCAAAGAGCCCUCGUCCUCCUCGGAGCAGACCAAGUCAUCGGUCAUCAUGCCCAAGGGGGAGGACGCCAAGGCGCCGGCCCAGCAGGCUGAGGGGCUGAAGAUGAAGCUGAGUGAAGGAGGGCACCACGUGAAGGGGGAUGAACCCAAGGCGGGCAUGGAGUCCGGCAGGCCCUCGGCCAUGGAACAGGCCAUGUGGUACAGACAGGAGCCUGACUCGCGGCUGUGGCCUUACCUCUACCCCAGCAAAUACCCUGAGGCCCAGAAACCACAGGACGUGGAGCGCCACAGGGAAAGAGACAGAGACCGAGGAGAGCGGGACAGAGACCGAAAGGGCAAGGAGGGCAGGGACGAGAGGGCUCGGCCCAAAGACGCCACCCCGAAGGAGGAGAGCAAAGAGGGGGUUGAGCCCCGGUUGUCUUUGGCCUUGGAGGAACACCGGGGGGUGGGAAAGGACCCAAGGGCCACCGCUGGCCACAUGCAGUUCUCCUCUCCCAUGGCCCAGCACCAAGGCUACAUGCCUUACAUGCAUGGAGCCUACGCCUACGGCCAGGGCUAUGACCCCAGCCACCCGGGCUACCGCGGGAUGCCAUCAGUCAUGAUGCAGAACUACCCUGGGUCCUACUACUCAUUCUAUGGCAGUAAGAUGGGGCCGGGCGAGGAAGGCGGCGAGAAGGCGGCGCGCGCCAGCCCCACGGUCGGUGGCAAGUCGUCCUCCGAGGCCAAGGCCCUGGACAUCCUUCACCAGCACGCCAGCCAGUACAAGAGCAAGUCGCCCACGGUCGGCGAGAAGACCUCCUCGCAUGAAAGGGAACGGGAGCGCGCCGUGGCCGAGCGAGACAUGGACCGGCCGCGUUCCUCUCCCUCACAGCGCAUCAUGCCUUCCCAUCACCACCUGGGCUACCCGCUGCUCUCGGGGCAGUACGACCUGUCCUACGCCACAGGUCUCUCUUCAUCAGCCAUAGUUGCCAGUCAACAAGCCUCCUCCCCCUCCAUGUACCCCCCUGCACGGAGAUGAGAAUGGGAGACCUGAUUGGCUGACCUCGACCUUGCUUGGAGCCAUGUGACUGGAUCACACGAAGAAGCCUGCUGCAGAGCUCAUUUUAAGACAUCAGUUCAAUGGUGUUUGGUGUAUUUUUUUAGUUUCUGCCUGGUUGUUCCGGCUGUUCUGCUUCCUCCCUCCGCUAGUGGGAUGGCCACCCUACGGCAAGGCUUCCCGUGGCUGGCUUGAGGGCUCGCCGAGCCCCCUCCUCUGUCCGGCCAGACAGUCACUCCUUUGCACCACUCACGUGAUGGACUAAAAGGUCUGAGGAACGGCCUGACGAGGCUGACGCGUUCUGAUGGUGUGAGGCCUUAUCACACGGACGGGCCAUAUUGGAAGUGGAGAGUGUAGAUGGGAGAGGGGUUCGAUCAGAAACAUACUGGAUUAAGUUUGAAAUCACUACAUAGAGAUAUGGACCUAUUGGAUUGAUGGCUGACCCUGAGCCUGAGCGUGAUAGGGUUGCAGCUUGACUUCUGGGUUGUUUCAUCCAUCCACCAAACUACCCACUGACCCGGAGGACAUUUUGAGACAUUCAUUGCAUCGCAAUGGACCCAUUUUUUCCCCCCUUCUGUUAUUUUUUUGGUGGGGGGGGGGUCGUUGUUUGGGCCAGAGGAGGGGUGACUGAAAGGGGAGCGACUGGUUUUCGUUGUCUCCAUCCCUCUCCACCACUCUGGGCUUUCUAUGCAAGCCGAAGCUGCUCUUCUCCUUAUACUGACAGAGACAGCCCUCCUCUUCCUCGGUUCAGUUUCAGGGGGAGGAAACAUUCAAGUUCACGCUCUGUUGAAUCUGUAGUUGUUUGUGUGAAAAGUUAUCAAUCGCCUACUUGAGUUCAUUCAGAGAGUCAAACUAUCCGUGUUGGUUUUUUUGUUGCUUUUUAUUUGUACAAGGCUUUUUAUUUGUACAAGGCUUUUUAUUUGUACAAGGCUUUUUAUUUUUGUGCGUCGUUCGUUCCACAGCAUUAGUCUCAUCACUAUUCAUGUUUUUGUAUUAUUUUAGCAGUUUAUUUGAUUUUUUCUUUUUUCUUUGUGUGUCUUGUUGGCUUGACGACCAUGUUUCCAUCUCACUCUGACCCAGUGGUAAAACAAACUCCUUUGGCUGUUUGUGUCUGUGUUGAACGCUUCUGGCCUUUCUGUGGUGGCGGUGACAGCUGUCUCCUCGUUUCCUUUCCCAAAGGGUCAUCCAGUUUACAAAGUAGCUCCAAUGCAUCUGCUCCAGCUCCCAGCUGCUCAGCAAGGACCCCGGCUUAAAGGGAGAGGAUAUAUUUGUGCCUGGAGGUACUUUGGCUUAGAGAGAAGAGGAACGGAGAGGAGCAGGGAUGUACCAUCCUGGUGCUCUCCAAGCUCUGUGACCCGGCAGGUUGCGCUAAUCAGAGGAGCUGACUGGACUCUUCAGAUGCUACCUCUAGUUCCAUCCAUCUUCACUGGGCACUGCAGAGGGGGAGAGGGGUUCUCAGACAGGCAGACAGGCAGGCAGACAGACAGGCAGGCAGACAGGCAGCCCAGGUCGUAAAGUGCACAAGGCUUUUGUUUUGUCUGUUUGUGCACACUGUCUGGGACCUACAUGGCUAUAUGAGAACGGUCUGCAAGCCACAGUCUGGCAGUCGCUGCUGCUAGUCUCUCACCAAACUGCAUCAUGGGUUAUCUGCAGUCCUCCCUCAUCAAUGGACAUGUAAGAACACAAAGGGAAACUCUCUCUAGAGCUGUCAGUGGAUAUGACUGCUGCACUCACUCUCCCUCUGUCCUGUAGUGAUGGAGAGACAGGCAGCUCUCUCCCUCUGUCCUGUAGUGAUGG